AUGUUAUCUACAACAGAAUAUAACAAAAUUAAAUGGCAACUUGAUCAUAUACUAGCAACAAUUACCGGCCCACCACGACAACACCUUCGUACUACAUUUAAAAAGAAACUUCAUGAACAUAAAUUAGCUACAACAUAUCCACCUUUUCAACAGUCGAAUUACGAACAAUUUUUUAUAAGUUUUCGAACAAAUGAUUCAACAUUACAUCAUCUUAUCGAACAGGUUAAAUCAUCAACAAUAUUUACACUUGAUACAGAAUCAAUAAUUAUUCCUCACAAACCGAACAAACCGGCAUUGAUUCAAAUUCAAAUUAUUUUAUCUCAUUCAUUUUCAUAUGUAAUUUUCAUUGAAGUUUGCCAUUUACCACCUACAAAUCAACCAACGUUUCAACUAAUCGAAACAUUCUUUCAAACAUUAUUUAAUAUUAAUAACAAUAUUUUUAUUUGGGGAGAUAAAAAUGAACUCGAUGGUUUUCUUUCUUUUAAUUUAUUUACAUAUGAUGAUAUUAAUUCAUUCAAUGAUAGAAAUCUUCAAAGUGAAUUUAAAAACUACUGGAAUAGAAAACAUCCACACCAAUUAAAAUCUUCAUCAUCAACAAAUGAUUCAGAAUGUAUAUGUGAAUCAUGUUUAGGAUUACAGUCUAACAACACUUGGUCUUUACAGAAUGCUGUGGCUUAUGAAUUACAUCAAUGGUUAGACAAACGUAAAACCAAAUCAAGCUUUGACAUUGGUCUCGAUCCACAUUUAUAUCAUUUUAAUUCAAGCGAACUUGAAUAUCGUCAAUCAUUAACUCAAUACGCGACGUAUGAUUGUUUAUCGAUGCAACAACUGCUUCUUAAAUUAAAUUUAGUUACUAGUCAAGAAUUAAUUGUUGAUUCUUUAAAUGAAAUUGAUAUAAUUAUAUCGAAUGAUUUAACUCCACCAAGUCCACAUACAUCAAAUAUUCCAAUAACAAUUAAUAUCUCACAACAACAAUCGAAUCAAGCAGCAUCAGCUAUAACCGUAUUAAUUCAAACCGCAAAUGAUAACAUGAAUGAUUUAGAAGCUGUCUCGUCUGAUGAUGAUGAACAUCAACAACGUGAAAUAUUAAAUGAACAACAACGUAACCCAUUAACUAUUCAAGAAAGGAAAAAGAUUCAUAAUCGUAGUAAUACAUUGAAACAAUGGCAACGAUCAUAUAAACAUGAAAUCAUACAACGUGAUAUAGAUAAACGAUUUACAAUUACCGAUAUUAAAAAUAUUCUUCGACAACAUUCUAUUAAAUUUUGCGCCGUCAACACUUCAAUAUCACCAACAACAAAUAAAAAAUCGCUAUAUAUUGGAAUAAAAAACAAAAAUCUAUUAUCAAAUUAUAAAGAACAAACGAAACAGUUAUUUACAACUACACAUUAUAAACAAUACAAACAUGUAUUUAGAUCAUCUAAUUAUAAAGAUGAUCGACGUAAUGGUUAUCAGCGUCGAAAUCAAACAAGUUGA
Rotaria sp. Silwood2 is the source of this 1476-nucleotide messenger RNA. The record is from the annotation of a GenBank genome assembly. Lineage: Eukaryota; Metazoa; Rotifera; Eurotatoria; Philodinida; Philodinidae.